Micromonas commoda is the source of this 522-nucleotide messenger RNA. It is a transcript of the gene CBR/ELIP1, whose product is annotated as early light induced protein-like 6, chloroplast precursor. Lineage: Eukaryota; Viridiplantae; Chlorophyta; Mamiellophyceae; Mamiellales; Mamiellaceae. The transcript has a single exon. Bases 1 to 522 code for a protein of 173 amino acids. The record is from RefSeq and is a predicted model, not a curated record.
AUGGCGGUUCUCGCUCUGCCGUCGCUCGCGUCCCGGGUAGGGCUCGCGCCCCGCCGCGCGUCCGCACGCCGCGCGUCAUCCAUCGUCACCCGCGCCGCCGGCGCCGACGCGGUCCCGGCCAAGGAGGCCCGCGCCGCGGCCGAGGCGACAAAGGUGGUGGCGAGAAAGGGCGUGAUGGAGACGCUGGGAUUCGGCGGGUGGGCGCCCGAGGUGAUCAACGGACGGGUGGCGCAGAUCGCCUUCGUCGCGGGCGUGGGCGCGGAGCUGGCGACGGGGGAGACCCUGCCGACGCAGUUCCACGACCACGUCUUCUCCCUCGCGUUCGUCUCCGUCUUGGUCGCGCUCGCGUCGUUCAUGCCCAACGUGCAGGCGAAAAAGUUCACAUCCGAGCCCGCCACGAAGGGCGCGUUCGGGCCCUUCUCGCCGGGCAAGGAGAUGCUGCACGGAAGGCUCGCGAUGAUUGGGCUGGCGGCGGCGUUCGCGAUGGAGCUGCACUCCGGGACCCCGCUCUUCGCGCGAUAG